Molecule: messenger RNA, 3432 nt
Organism: Ostrinia furnacalis (Asian corn borer)
Lineage: Eukaryota; Metazoa; Arthropoda; Insecta; Lepidoptera; Crambidae
Gene: magu
Product: SPARC related modular calcium binding-like protein magu
Exons: 12
Coding region: 305-2002 (565 amino acids)
Molecular function (GO): calcium ion binding; protein binding
Source: RefSeq, a predicted model, not a curated record
GCGCGUGCGCUUUUUGCUCGUGGCUCAGCGGCCGGCGCAGGCACCGCACCGGGAUCGAUCCUUAUUGUAUUUUAUUCUGUUCUUUGCGCUCGCUCUCGGCGAUCGUCUCUCCGACACAACACUCAUUUUUUCUAACGAGCCCGUUACAUCUCCGUUUUUAAGCUAUGCCAAUAUGAUAACUCUACACCAUAGCCCUCCGGCGAAGUUUUUUGAUGUUUUGUUUUGUUCUGUGAACGUGUGUUUGAAUAAAUAGUUUUAUUUACAUAAUUUAUUGAAUAAUAAGUUACGGAAACCGGCAAACAUUAUGCAUAUCGAUUAUUUUGUGAUUUUUAUUUUUCUUUUCAAUUUUAUUUAUCUUGCCAAUGGAGCUGCGCCCGAUUUAAAGGCCACCUCACAAAACAAUGGGACGUGCUACAUCCGCGUGUCGACCUGCGAAGCCAAUGUGGCCAGCAACAAGAGGCCGGUCUGCGGGACUGACGGCAGAACGUACGCCUCGCGAUGUGCGCUGCUGAAGGUGCAGUGCGCGGGCGAACCCGUGACGAUCGCGCACAAAGGGGCUUGUGUUGAAGGCCCAUCCUCGUGUGUCUUCGCGUUGCGUUACGCGUUGAACGCACCAGCCGAUCGGCGAGCACCCUUCGUGCCCAGGUGUCGGGCUGACGGCACCUACGCGGCGGUGCAGUGCGCCCCCGCCGGCGCUGCAGCCGGCUGCUGGUGCGUCUCCCCUGAUGGGAAACCCCUUCCGUACACCGUCGUCAGGAAUGGCAGGCCGGACUGCACUAGAACGGGUAAAUCCCACACAAGACGGCGUUCCUCGGUACGAGGUCAACGGAAUAAAAGAAGUUGUACCAGAACUGAUCGCGCCUUGUUCAACGGGAAUCUGAUAAAGAUCUUCAGCGGGGAGUACGAGCGGGCGAGGCCUGGCACCACCGGAUCCGAACCGAGGGAAGUCGCCGACUGGAAGUUCCGAGAGCUAGACCGGGACAAGAGUGAUGCCCUGCAGAAGUCCGAGUAUAGAGGCCUGAGGCGUCUCAUCAAAAAGGUAGUGAAACCGAAGCGCUGCGCCCGCGCUUGGGCGCGCGGUUGCGACGGCGACGGCGACGGGGAGAUCGCGCACGAGGAGUGGGUCGCUUGCUUGUUGGCUACCCCCGAGCCGCCUGCACCGGACUUCUCUCUCCGUUUCUUCAUGUCGUUGAACGCAGACGAGGACAGCGGUCCCGAAGCGGAGCCCGACUAUAACGAGGAAGAACCGCCGCCAGACCCCAGCGCAGUGUUGCCAGGCAUUGUGAGGAACUCUUUCGCCCCGGACGGGCCUGACGCGGAGGCGAGGCGCGAAGACGAAGUCAACGACUGCAUCACCGACCGCCAGGCUGUUUUGGAUGAACAGAAAGCGGGCGGAGCGGUUCUCUACGUGCCGGAAUGUACUGGUGACGGUCGGUACGCCCGUGCCCAGUGCUACCGGUCCACUGGCUACUGCUGGUGCGUCCACCAGGACACUGGCAAGCCGAUCCCGGGGUCUUCGGUGAAGGACCGCAGGCCGGACUGCGAUGCCACACCGCAACACGUCAGCCCCAUGAGAGGAUGUCCUGAAAAGACGAAGUUUCUACGCGACCUGCGGAGUUUUUUCACUACCAAGAUGACAGCUUCUACCAACGGAACAGGCCCAGGGGAAAUGGUGAAGUGGGGUGCCUCAAUCGAAGAGCAGGCUGCAACAUGGACCUUCGUGAUGCUAGACAAGGACAAAAACAAGGCUCUGGAGAGGCGAGAGUGGAAGGCCUUCCACCAGCUCAUAUCCAACGUGGACCAGUUGAGGCGCUGCGGCCGCAAGCUGCCACGAUACUGCGACGUGAACCACGACACCAAGAUCAGCAUCACAGAGUGGAUGGCUUGUUUGGAGGUCACGCAGGCUGCACAGGGGCACACGACUGAAGCGACGAAGCCGCCAACCAAUCCAAGAAGGAAAGGCCCCAACCCGCUAGAAUCAAUCCUAAAGGCUGAUGAUUAACCAGUGCAUCUAGACAGUAUAACACUCGUAAUAAAUAUCGAUUCGAUUGAUGAAAUGAAUCGAAUGUUACAUUGUCUACAGGCACAGUUCUCUGCCAAAAUGAAUUCAACAAAAACUUAAUCGUGCCAGUGUUAGUGUUUACGAAUGGUAGUGAAUGUGUAUAUUAAAAGAUUGUGUGACACUGAAUGAUUUAUCAUCAACAUACUGAUGUUUUAUUGAGUAUCUAUAAGAUUCUCGCAUUUCUCGGAGAAGUAUUGGCUUAGUAUUUGCUAAUCGACCAUCCGGGCUUACUAGUCUUACGCUGUAUCUCAUUUAUAACUUUAGGGCAACUUCUUAUUUCUGUGUUUUAAUUUUGGCAUAAAAUUCUUUAAAUAUUACUAUGAUAAAAAUAUUUACCUGAAAUGUUUGCUUAAUGUUCUAUUUUACAUUACAAUAAAAUUAGCUGUAAUACUUUACCAUUUGUUCGACAACAAAUUCAUGAGUGGUCCUAAACCGUGAUUGUUCUUGAAUAUAAUGUAUAUUUUAAUCACAAUACUGUUAUGUGAUAUGAAUUGUGUAUUCUUGAGGACAUAUUUAUGCUCUCUCUAAUCAACAAAUAUUUGUACAAGUGAUUUUUAUGAGCUGUACAAGAGUAACUUUCGCUGUGUAAGCCAAUCAUUGUACGUUAGAUCAAAUAAAUGGUUUUGCGAAAGCUAGUGACACUUUAAUUAUGUAUGUUUUGUAUUUAUAUGUGGUUCCUUAAACAUCCAGUAAUUUCGCAUAUUUGAGAUCGUUAAGAUUUCUAAUAUCACGUGAAGUAUAUGCAAUUUCGUAUUGGCUUAAUCCAAUCUUGUACCGGGUAUUGUGUAUUCUAUUGUCUAAAGUUGUUCUUUCGUUUGUAAGUUGAAAACGCAAGUAUUAUCCUGCCGUGUAAAUAAGUGAAAAUCAAUUGAUUGAGGUAAUAUAGCUUAAAACUUUUAUUCAUAUAUUUAUAUAAAAAUAGUUAAAAGGUAGUACCUAUUGGGACGCUAAAGUAAUUAUAAUUUAUCGGUCGAAGUAUAAACGAAUCAUUUGAAUGUUAGGCGUAUUUUUAACUGUAUUUUAUGUAGUAUAAUGUUAAAUAUAUUAUGUAGUUUCUACAUAGCUGACGCGAAUGUAUUGUUAUGUUUUAUACAUACAGUCAAGCUGACAUCAACCAACGUCAUAUUUGUUACAAAUUGUGUUAUGUUGAUGUCCAAACGUUUAUUAAAAUAUCGAAAAUGAAUCGCUGAAUCGCAAAUAGAAUAUUCAAAGGGGAAUACGAAAAUACAUCUGUAUUAUAAUGUGUAAAUCUUGAAAUGUUAUAUUUUAAAGGAAUAAAAAUUGUCUAUAAAAAUAAUGAUCUCUUUGGUGGUAAAUUGAAAAUGGUGGAUAAUUUAUGUAGUUUUGUGUUCCCCUUGUGUAUAUUCUAA